CUACGGUGUCUAUAGAUAUCAUUGUCACCCUCCGUGUGAUCUAAAUUUCCUCUUCAUAUAUAGCCUCGUGCAGUCCGGAUAAUCGACUCCCCGACUUCCCCAACUCGGAGUUAACCGCCUUAUUGGUUUAUCCGUUUCAAUUUGGAUUGACCGGGAUAAUGAUAUCCCGGGGUGCACGUGAUAUACAUCGCGGCCACCAUCAACCGCGAUCAUGAAAAGACAGACUCCUUCAAUCACUUCGUCAAGCCAAUAAAUCCUCGAAAAUGCAUGAAUCUAGGGCCAGAAGGCUUUCUUUAGAAAGCGCCAUUGACCCCGGAAAGCAAAAUGAGCCUGCCAUCCCGGACCCUCCGCCCAUCCAUCCAUCCUUCAUCCAAGUAGCCAAGCCUUAUAUCCUCGAGCAGACCAUCCAGGAUUGUAUAGCAGCCAUGGGGGUAAAUCCUCUUCGUGAAGAAGCGCUACGGCUUCAAGGUGUCACUUGGAUUGACAAUGUGCGCCGGGUUCUUCAUCUGCCUAUCCGGACAUUCAAUACCGCAGUGGUGUAUUAUCACAAGUUCCGGUUAAGUCAUCCGGAUAUUGAAUAUAAUUAUAUGGAUGCUGCUGCGGCCGCGUUAUUUACUGCCUGCAAGAUUGAAGACACGCUCAAGAAGUCCAGAGAGAUUGUUUGCGGCGCAUAUAAUCUAAAGCGCUCUCCAGCAGAGCAGAUGUCUCCUGAUGAACAGAUUUUCGAAGUGCAUUCCCGGGGCAUCAUCGGACUCGAGAGACUUAUGCUUGAAGCAUCGGGGUUCGACUUUCGAACCCGGCAUCCGCAAAAACCGCUCAUCAAGUUGGCUAGACAUUACGGCCUAACUCAGCAAUCAGAAAUAUCCCGGGUUGCUUACCGUAUUUCGCAAGAUCUCUAUCGCACUUUUGCGCCUAUUAAGCAGACUACAUCCACCAUGGCCUUCGCUUGUCUGGAAUUGGCAGGACGGUUAUUGAAUCAACGAAGUGAGGCGGUGGAAUCGGGAGUAGAUUACGAGCAAUGGAGAACCAGUCGAGAAGAGGUUAUGGAAACUCUCUUCGACUUACUAGAACUCUACACCCACCAACGUGGAGCAACCACAGUCGGACCGCAUUUCCCCCCAGACCGAUUCCUCACCGUCCGCAUCCCUUUAAACCAAGAAGCGGAAGCACAGAGUUUACCACGAUACACUCACUGGGCUGAAAGAAAAGACACGAGCACUAAAACCAUUAACGGUUUCAAGCUAAGCAGCAAGGACGCGAUGCCUGAAAAGGGAGGUGUCCACCCACUGACGCCAGUCGCAGCAAAUGACGACAGACCUAAUCCUGGUGAACGAGGACGAGAUGGUGCGGUACGUUUUAUGAUCGACCCAGAGUGUGCGGAUGCAGAGAAGUCGAAGGUCAUGCAGUACUUCAAGGUUGAGAUGGAGGAGUAUGAAGUUGAGGAUGAAAGAUGAUGCGGGCAUCUGCAUUGUUGAUUCACGAACAAUGCAUUAUCGUUCGUCUUGCACAUCUACAGGCUAUGUGUGGACUAUCUACAGACCAGUUACUCAAGACUCCUGGGGGCCAUCUAAUCCGGAGCGAACCCGCGAGACUGGCAUCGUGCAGAAUAACCGGCACAUACACUGUCUCACUGACAAUGUGCCGAUACCCUACCAAGAUCUGCAAGAAAGUUAGAGGAUUGGAACAAUACUCAUUGAGUACAUUGAGGCGUGAUAUCUCAAUGUAGUGAAUUAGAUGUGUUUGUAUAUAAUAAUGAAAGCUUAUUCACAUGGAGCAGAUCUUAGUUGAAUGACUACUUCACUGCUGGCAGUGGCUAAUAUCCAAACCCAAUACUCCUCUUCUAACCUGAGAGCUCAUCUACCU
Molecule: messenger RNA, 1863 nt
Organism: Aspergillus ruber CBS 135680
Lineage: Eukaryota; Fungi; Ascomycota; Eurotiomycetes; Eurotiales; Aspergillaceae
Product: putative cyclin
Exons: 5
Coding region: 264-1454 (396 amino acids)
Biological process (GO): regulation of transcription by RNA polymerase II; positive regulation of DNA-templated transcription, elongation
Cellular component (GO): cyclin/CDK positive transcription elongation factor complex; nucleus
Molecular function (GO): cyclin-dependent protein serine/threonine kinase activator activity
Source: RefSeq, a predicted model, not a curated record